UUUCCAGCUGUAGCUUUACAAACAAAACUCAGUGCCUAUUUCCCGGAGAGAGAGAGAGAAACACACGCACAAGGGAACCCGACGUCGAGGAAAUGCGGUUCGGAAAAUUGUGUGUGAACGAACCUAGGAAUGAUUUAACGCGCUCGCUGAAACAAUCGGGACACGUCGGUUUCGACAGCCUGCCCGACCAGCUGGUCAGCAAGAGCGUCCAGAAUGGGUUCGUGUUCAACAUUAUGUGCAUCGGCGAGACGGGUCUGGGCAAGUCGACGCUGAUGGAUUCGCUGUUCAACACGAACUUUGAAUCGCAGCCCAGCCCUCACACGCUGCCGAGCGUUAAGCUGAAGGCCCACACGUACGAGCUGCAGGAGAGCAUGGUGCGGCUAAAGCUGACGAUCUGCGACACGGUCGGUUACGGUGACCAGAUCAAUAAGGACGACUCGUUCAAGGCGGUAGUCGACUAUAUUGAUCAGCAGUUCGAGGCGUACCUGCAGGAGGAGCUGAAGAUAAAGCGCUCGCUGUCGACCUACCACGACAGCCGUACGCACAUCUGUCUGUACUUCAUCUGCCCGACCGGGCACGGGCUGAAGUCGCUCGAUCUGGUCUGCAUGAAGAUGCUCGAUUCGAAGGUGAACAUCAUACCGAUCAUUGCCAAGGCGGACACGAUCUCGAAAACGGAGCUGGCCAAGUUUAAGGCCAAGAUUAACGACGAGCUGCGCGUGAACGGUGUCCAGAUCUACCAGUUCCCGACCGACGACGAAUCGGUGGCGGAGGUAAACACCACGAUGAACUCGCACAUACCGUUCGCGGUGGUGGGCAGCACGGACUUUGUGCGCGUCGGCAACAAAACGGUGCGGGCGCGCCAGUACCCGUGGGGCACGGUGCAGGUGGAGAACGAGGCGCAUUGCGAUUUUGUCAAGCUGCGCGAAAUGUUGAUCCGCACCAACAUGGAGGACAUGCGGGAGAAGACGCACACGCGCCAUUACGAGCUGUACCGCCAGAAGCGGCUGGAGGAGAUGGGCUUUACCGAUGUAGACAGCGACAACAAGCCGGUCUCGUUCCAGCAGACGUUCGAGGCGAAGCGCAGCAACCAUCUGGCGGAGCUGCAGGCCAAGGAGGACGAGGUGCGCCAGAUGUUUGUGGUGCGCGUGAAGGAGAAGGAAGCGGAGCUGAAGGAGAGCGAAAAGGAGCUCCAUGCCAAAUUCGACAAGCUAAAGAAGGAUCAUGCCGAGGAGAAGCGCAAGCUGGAGGAAUCGCGCAAAAAGCUGGAGGAAGAGUUUGUCGAGUUUAACCGGCGCAAGUCGCAGAUGACGGCCCACCACACGCUAACGCUCGGCAAGAGCAAAAAGAAAUGAACUUCCUAACCAGCAGCGAGGGCGCUUUUCGUUGCGGGGGGGGGGUGGUGUGUUGUUGCUCAGCCUCUUUGCGCCAGCGAAAGUUCGUUGCAGAUAUUCUCAUUGCUUGGUUUACUACUUUAGCUAUCUCUCUCUCUUUCUCGCUCUCCCUUCAUCGUAGCUCUCCCUCCCUACUGUCGGAUUUAGUUUCGCUUCCAGAUUGUUGUGAAGAUUUUUGUUUCUUCAAAAGUUUGAAUAAUUUAAGAAUGAUAGCGCACGUGCUUGAAGUGCUGUAUAUGAGAAGUAUUCCGUACAGCGUAUAAACUGAUUUCAUAUUUCCUUCUUCUGUUUGUGUGCACAUUGUACAACUGUUUUUACAAAAGAGUGGAACGAUACCGUACCAAAACAAGCAAUGUUCAAUUGCAACCAUAGAAGCAUAAUGUUAAGAGCAUGUUGCGCUGAAUGUAACAAAUGUUGGCAAAGAGAAUGUUAAAAAAAAAACCAAAUGCGAUUAGUGUGACAAGACCGAGUAGCCAAAAUUAGUAGAACAAAACGGAAACGUUUUCUUUUAACGAAACAUUUAGCGUGCAUGCUGCUUCUGGUUUGGUAGACGCAAUGGAUAGGGCAUUUCUGCCUGCCCAACCGGACACAACAGAACGAAGCAGAAAAGAAAGGCGGGUGAGAGCGGUAGCUUGACCAAUUUUAGUUGUAGGACAAAAGUUCCACCAACCGAAAUCCACAAGGCCAGUUUCACGUGUUAGCUGCUCGGAGUGCAUCCGGUGAAACUGAGUUCCUUUGUGCGAUCAUAAUAAUUAUCA
Molecule: messenger RNA, 2149 nt
Organism: Anopheles stephensi (Asian malaria mosquito)
Lineage: Eukaryota; Metazoa; Arthropoda; Insecta; Diptera; Culicidae
Gene: Septin2
Product: septin-2
Exons: 4
Coding region: 93-1352 (419 amino acids)
Biological process (GO): cytoskeleton-dependent cytokinesis
Cellular component (GO): cell division site; microtubule cytoskeleton; septin ring
Molecular function (GO): molecular adaptor activity; GTP binding; GTPase activity
Source: RefSeq, a predicted model, not a curated record